Molecule: messenger RNA, 2384 nt
Organism: Tetranychus urticae (two-spotted spider mite)
Lineage: Eukaryota; Metazoa; Arthropoda; Arachnida; Trombidiformes; Tetranychidae
Biological process (GO): negative regulation of transcription by RNA polymerase II; cell fate commitment; positive regulation of transcription by RNA polymerase II
Cellular component (GO): nucleus
Molecular function (GO): RNA polymerase II cis-regulatory region sequence-specific DNA binding; zinc ion binding; DNA-binding transcription factor activity, RNA polymerase II-specific
Source: RefSeq, a predicted model, not a curated record
UUCAGCUAACUUGAAUUAUAUUAUAAUUUGUCUUUAUUAUUAUCAUUAUGGGAGUUAAAUAUGAGUGAGUUGAAAGAGUGAGAAGUUUAAAAUUGAAAUAAAGUUGAACAUGAUAAUCCUAUAAACAUCUUAAUGGUCAGUUGAGUUUAUGUUUCGAGUGUAGCAAGUUUGUACAUUUUGUUUGGUUAGUGAACAGUAAAUAGCAAUAAAGUGAAUUAUGAACACAAAUUUUGAUCAUUGUUUUUACCAGACUGGACCUCAUCAUCAACCAGGACAUGAUCAACAUGCAAUGACUUAUAAAUUUUCUGGAAUAUCAUUGACUCCAAGUGCAUACAAAAAUCAGCACAAUAGUUCAGGUUUAGUGUCUUCUUCACUUGCAUCUUCACUUCCAUUAUCUUCAUCAUCGGCAUUGAACUCAUCUUCAUUAAGUGAUCGACAACAAGCGCAAUCCCAGGCUCAAGUUCAUCAUCAGCAACAAGCCCAAGCUCAGCAACAACAACAACAACAGCAACAAUCCCAGUCCCAACACAACAACAAUACUAAUCAUCACCAUCAUCAUCAUAGUAAUAAUUAUGGGAUUGAAAGUUCAACAGGUUCUAGUGUCCCAAUGAAUGUCCCAGGUUCAGGAGAUCCGUCAAGAUUCGAUGCGGCUGCCUAUUCAAGAUCAGUUUACGUUUGUGCAGCUUACUGUCAAUCGUCACCUUCAAUUAUCAGCGCUGCACCGAGCUUCUAUCCCUGGAUGCAAUCAAUAAACGCACACAAUUCAUCGGGAAUUGGAAGUCGAGAUGGUUCAGUUAUGAAUUCAUCUUCAUAUGUUCACCACCUUAAUGAAGGUCGAGAGUGCGUCAAUUGUGGAGCCAUUCAAACUCCUCUUUGGCGUCGAGACGGAACUGGACAUUACUUAUGUAAUGCUUGUGGUUUAUACCAUAAAAUGAAUGGAACGAAGCGACCUUUAAUAAAGCCUCAACGACGAUUGGUGGCAUCAAGGCGGAUGGGUCUUUGCUGUUCAAAUUGUAAUACAACGACAACAACCUUAUGGAGACGGAACAAUGAAGGUGAUCCAGUUUGUAAUGCAUGCGGACUUUAUUUUAAACUUCAUAAUGUAAAUAGACCAUUAGCCAUGAGGAAAGAAGGUAUUCAAACACGAAAACGGAAACCAAAGUUACCUUCAUCAACUCCAUUUGAUUCAUCUAAAUCAAAUGAAACCGAAGCAUCAUCAAGUUUUUAUCAACACGUUCAACAAUCUCUACAAAAUCAAGAACAAGUCCAAACAUCUCGUCAACCUUCAUCAGGAUGGUCAAGAGACACUGAUAAUCGGUCUCAUGUAUAGGAAAUUAUCUAACUUAUUAUUUAAAUUUAAUUUAAAAUUUGACGACGAAAUUUUUUGCUGCUUCUUGGCUUUAUCCGUUUAUGCGUGUUUCCAUCAGUUAACCAAUACUGUUUAAUGAUUGAACAACAGUUGGACAUUAAUUACAAUCUGCUCAUCUUUACCUCAACGCCACUCUAUUUGAUCAUCAGCUAUUCCUCUUUGCAUUUACCUUUAAUUGGACCCUUAAUUUUGUGUGAAACUUUGAUAAUUAGGUUCACCUUUGAUUGUUAAUAUCAAUAACAAAUUGAACAAAUUGAGCAAUGAUCAAAUCUAUACUUUUCCGAGUGUCCAGUUUUAAUUUUGCGCAAUGGUUUAAUCAUUUUACUCUAUGGUUUUCAACACAAAUAAUAUAACAAUAUUAUUAUUUUAAUUAUUAUCAAUUUACUAUUAGAUAAAAUUGAUCUUGUGUGUUUUUACAUUAAGUGUUGUUUUAAUUUGAAUUAUUUUCCCUUAAUAUCUUGGUUCUACAUUCCAGUUUGUAUUGCAAUUACCAAUUAACUAAUUAAUAAUAAUUUUAUUAUUUUCAAUUGAUAACUUGAUUCUCUCGACCACUUUGAAAAUCAAAAAGAUCUCAAUCAAUCUUUUUGAUUAAAACCUAAUGUUAACGUUAAAAUUGAUGUAAAUAUUUUUCAGCAAUCCUACAAUAAACAUAUUCACUCGUAAAUAAUUGUUAAUUACAUAAUGGAUUUGGAUUCUCUCAUGCAAAGUUACUAAUUGUUGACAGAUGAAACUUAGCGAUCGUCUUAAUAAAUUGACCAAGAGACCAAGUGACCUUUUACUUUUGUCCAUUCCUAUCAUGAAUGCGUCUUUAAAAUUGAUGACCUUUUCAUCUUCUCCUCUGCCUUCAAAAAGUCAUUAACUCAUCAAGUAUACAUUCACAAUAGAUAAAUCUUUAGAUACUCUUUUUGUCCACCUUAAAGGUUGCCUCUUUUUUGGCUAUCGUAAUUGUUAUAAUCCACAGUUGAUCUUAGAUGAUUUUUGCUUCUCGGAAGACACAUAUUAAACAUGGAACAGU